UUUCCGAAGAAGCCAAUCAGCGGCACCGCGGUUCCGGGGUAUCAAGUAUCAGCACCCGCUUCCUGAGGCUGACAUUUGUCCCCAGACCCCGAGGAUGCGGGUCGUGAUGCCCCCAACUCUGCUCCUGCUGCUGUCGGGGGCCCUGGCUGUGACCCAGACCUGGGCGGGCUCCCACUCCCUGAGGUAUUUCCACACCGCGAUGUCCCGGCCCGGCCUCGGGGAACCCCGCUUCAUCUCCGUGGGCUACGUGGACGACACGCAGUUCGUGCGGUUCGACACCGACACCCUGAAUCCGAGGUCUGAGCCGCGGGCGCGGUGGAUGGAGCAGGAGGGACCAGAGUAUUGGGACCGGGAGACGCGGAACGCGAAGAGCAACGCACAGAAAUUUCGAGUGAGCCUGCAGAACAUGCGCGGCUACUACAACCAGAGCGAUUCCGGAUCACACAACAUCCAGUGGAUGUAUGGCUGUGACAUCGGACCGAACAGCCGCCUCCUCCGCGGGUACAGUCAGGUGUCCUAUGACGGCGCGGAUUACAUCGCCCUGAACGAGGACCUGGGCUCCUGGACCGCGGCGGACACAGCGGCACAGAUCACCCGCCGCAGGUGGGAGGUGGCCUGUGCGGCAGAUCACUACAGGAACUACCUGGAGGGCGUGUGCGUGGAGUGGCUCGCCAAAUACCUGGAGAUGGGGAAGGAGACGCUGCUGCGCGCAGGUACCGGGA
Herpailurus yagouaroundi (jaguarundi) is the source of this 722-nucleotide messenger RNA. RefSeq names its product class I histocompatibility antigen, Gogo-B*0201 alpha chain-like. The transcript is spliced from 3 exons. Gene Ontology annotation, cellular component: external side of plasma membrane. Gene Ontology annotation, biological process: antigen processing and presentation of endogenous peptide antigen via MHC class I via ER pathway, TAP-independent; immune response; positive regulation of T cell mediated cytotoxicity. The annotation marks the transcript as partial. NCBI's taxonomy places the organism in Eukaryota, Metazoa, Chordata, Mammalia, Carnivora, Felidae. The record is from RefSeq and is a predicted model, not a curated record. Gene Ontology annotation, molecular function: signaling receptor binding; peptide antigen binding.